UAGUGUGGAACAUCGAUUGACCCGAGGUCGACCAGGUUGCGGGAACCCAUUGGAAGAGUCCAAUCGUUUAGAAAGAGUCGAUAACAGCAUGUGAUUAUCGGAGUAAAAGCUUGCUCAAGAAGCUGGCUCGCAUCUGAAUGGAAAUCUGAUGACUUGUCAUAACCAGCGCAACUAUGUUCUUUGCAGUACACAUUCAUGCAAUAGACGAAGAAUUUUCACGCGCCCCUCAAAAUAACGUUUGAAUCGCACCGCGAGCAUCAUGAAGACAACCAAUCGUUCUGAACAGAUGGUGCCACAUAACUUCGUAUUUAAUCCGAUGUUGAAGUUGAAUGUAUGAACGGGUCGAGAUCAAUGCAAGAGGACUCGUGAUUCCCUGCGCCACAACACACGUUGAUUGGCGGGAUGUGCGGAGAUUGAUCUUAUCUGAUUCAUUGAUUCCUCGGCAUUUCAUCUUAUCAGAUCAUCUACUUGAGCCCAGGCACGGCUGAUGCUCAUGAUUGGGAUGUUGGAAUUCUUGUGCGGUGGAGUGAUGGAUGACUAGUGUUUAUCCGGGUCCGGUUGUCGGCGUGUUCGCGGGAGCAAUGAAGCCCUUUGGGAAUGGACAAGCUGCAGCUCAUUGAUGUAUAUAAUGUCGACAGGCCCCUCAUCCUUGUGCAUUGACUGUGUGCCCCUAUAUCCCUUGGCCUCGUCUCCACCUUAAAAAAGUGUUGUGCUCACUGCAACGACUUUUCUUCAUCUUUACGAUGAGUCUAAUCAAUCCUGAAGGUCCCGAGCCAGUGGGCAGCAUCGUUCCUCCUCCUCAAGAUGUUGAGAAGAGAGUGAAGGAUGUGGACGAAACAACCGACAUCACCUCCCAGAACAGCGAUCAAGGAUCCGAAACUUUCCAAAAUGGCGUUGAGCGCGUGCGAGCCAUCACUUCGAUUUGGUCUCAAUCGACUUUGGUCAGUAUGUUUGUACUGCUAUACCUCAUCUCGUUCGUCGAUAUGCUUCAGAACUACGUUGAUAGCGCUUUGAACCCUUACAUAACCUCGGCGUUUGGCAAACACGGUCUGCUCACGGUUGGCACUGUCAUGUCCACAGCUCUCGGGGGCUGCAUUCCGCUUGCAACUGCCAAGGCGAUUGAUAUCUGGGGCCGUGUAGAAGGGUUCAUGCUCAUGCUGCUGCUCUCUGUAGUGGGUAUGAUUUUGAAAGCGGUUUGCACAAAUGUGCAGACAUACAUCGCCGGCCACGUUCUUUAUUGGACUGGACACAUCGGGGUGAUGUAUGUCGUGGAUGUCAUGUGUGCUGACAUUACAACGCUCAAAAACCGCAUGAUCAUCUUUGGUAUCAACGGUACCCCUCGAAUUGCAGCGACUUUCGCUGCUCCUAAAAUUGCGGACGCGUUCUACUACAGCCAUACCUGGCGCUGGGCUUUCGGCACCUUCAUCAUUGUGCUCGUUGUGUGCAGCGUGCCGGCGAUGGGUGUCAUGGUAUCCAUGUACAUGAAAGCGCGCAAAGCUGGCCUUGCCAAGAAGCAACGCUCUGGUCGUAACGUCGCCCAGUCCAUCGCGCAUUACUUCGUUGAGUUCGACAUUUUCGGUAUUCUUCUUCUGAUGUUCGCCUUCUGCCUCUUCAUGCUGCCGUUUACCCUCGUCAACUACGCUCCCAAUGGAUGGAAAACUGGUUACAUCAUCGCCAUGAUCGUGUUGGGCAUUCUUCUCUUCCCGUCUUUCGUUCUCUACGAAAUGAAGUUCGCCCCCGUCCCGUUUUUGCCAUGGAAAUACCUCAAGGACCCCACGAUCAUCGGUUCAUGCGUCCUUCAAGGCGUCAUGUUUCUCUCUGUCUUCAGUUGGAACGCGUUCUUCGGCACUUAUUUGCAGGUCGUACAUCGCCUGUCAUUGGUUAACGCCAAUUAUGUCCUCAACUCGUUUUCUCUGACCUCCGCUGUCUUUGGCCCCCUUAUUGGGUUGCUUAUAAGCAAGACUGGAAACUUCAAGUGGAUUGCGUACUCGGGUAUUCCCAUCACGCUUCUGGGCACAGCACUCCUGAUUCCUUUCCGUACCCCAAACACGAACGUUGGAGUUCUCGCUUUCACUCAAAUCCUCGUCGGUCUUGGAACUGGCAUCUUCGCUACGUGCGCCCAAAUCGCCGUGUUUGCCCCCGUCACCCACCAACAGGUUGCUGCCGUCAACGCUUUGCAGGGUUUGUUCAGCGGUUUCGGUUCGUCAAUUGGUUACAGUAUUUCUGGCGCAAUGUGGACCUCGAUCUUCCCUGCGCAGCUAGCACAACGUCUCCCUGAGGACAGCAAAUCGCGCGCACUCGAAAUCUUCGGAAGCAUCGAAGUGCAGAAGAGCUUUGCGGAUGGGACCCUCGAGCGUGACGCCGUCGUCGCCUCCAUGGCUCACGUGCAGCGACUGAUGCUGAUUGCAGGCGUGUGCUUCAUGCCGCUCUGCAUUAUCAGCAUUUGGGUCUGGAGGAACAUCAAUGUCAAGAAGCUCGAGGAGAAAGAUGGUAAACAAACGAAGGGCAUGGUGUUUUAG
This is a messenger RNA of Periconia digitata, 2519 nucleotides long. Lineage: Eukaryota; Fungi; Ascomycota; Dothideomycetes; Pleosporales; Periconiaceae. The record is from the annotation of a GenBank genome assembly.